This is a messenger RNA of Medioppia subpectinata, 4490 nucleotides long. NCBI's taxonomy places the organism in Eukaryota, Metazoa, Arthropoda, Arachnida, Sarcoptiformes, Oppiidae. The record is from the annotation of a GenBank genome assembly.
AUGAUAUUGAUAUUAACUGUUAGUAUCGCAGCAGUGGUUGUGUCGACCGAUUCCAGCGGUCAGUCGCCGACGAACCAGAAGUAUGUGUCGAUCGGUUUGCGGACCAAUUGGUUGGAAACGCCUCUCUAUCUGGAGUUCGCGGAACUGUUGGCCCAACAAAACGAAGAACUCGUUUGGCUUUACAUCGAUUUGAUCCAUAACUUGUUGAACUCGUCCUCAAUCCUAUCGCUGUCCCCGCGAUCACAGUAUGACAUUAUCCUCCAACUCUCGGACCAGUUGUUGUCCUCGAAGUCCAUGUCAUCGGUGGUGAAGUUCUCGCUCUCUUUGCGAACCCAUUCGCCGACAGUCGCUAUUGAUCACAUAUUCCCAAACAGCGGAUCAGUUGAGCCCAAGAUAACAGUCAUUCUGUACGGACAGAUCGGAACGAAUGCAUUCCAAGAGAUUCACAAUUAUUUAAAACAAUCGGCAGAAAAGGGUUUAAUUAAAUAUUCGUUCAGACAUUUUGUAAAGUCUGGCAGUGAUAGCAAAGUGAGUCUCUCGGGCUAUGGGGUAGAGUUGGCCAUCAAAAGUACGGAAUACAAGGCACAGGACGACACUCGGGUGAGGGGUGAGGCCACACAAGACACGGCGGCCAUCCAUGAAGUGGAGAACAAAAGGCCGGACGAAUUGGAAGGCUUUGUGUUCUCUAAACUCAAGCAAUCGUUUAGCGAUAAAAGUGGGAAAAUAGACGAAUUUCAGACACAUUUGAUGGACAAAGGAAAAGAAAUCGUGACUUUAAAAGUGUGGGAAUUGCAAGAAAUCAGUUUACAAGCGGCCAAAAAGGUGUUGACAUCCGAGAAAAGCGACGCCUUAAGAGUUUUGCGAGAAAUAUCGCAGGACUUCCCGACAGAGGCUCGAAAUCUGAUCAAAAUUAAAGUCGACAGCGAUUUGAAGAAAGAAAUGGAAAGAAAUCAACAAAUGUUCGCUCAAACACUCAAUUUGGGAACGAGUGACGUCGCCCUCUUUGUUAACGGCCUCUACUAUGACGUCGACACCAUCGAUGUCUUCACACUUCUCGAUGUGAUUAGAAAAGAGCUUAAAUUGACUGAAGGAUUGCAUCAAUUGGUUGGCGAUAAAGACGAUCGGCUUAAGAAACUCAUUAAGUUAGACAUCAAUAGCGAUAAACAAGACUUUCAGAUUGAUAUAAGGGAUGGAGCGGUCAUUUAUGUGAAUGAUGUGGAAAAUGACAAAAUUUACCAGAACUGGCCGUCGAGUCUUCAAGACAUGCUUCGGCCCACAUAUCCAGGAAUGUUGAGAAAUGUACGCAAAAAUAUAUUCCAUUUGGUUCUUGUGUUGGAUCCGAGCAAACGGGAAGCGCACGAUGUCUUGAAAUUAGCCGAAUCUUUUUAUGUCCACAAAGCGCCCGUUCGCAUAGGUAUUGUGUUCGCUGUGAACGCCGACACUUCGGUUGAUGGCCGUCAGGACGCAGGCCUCGCAUGUCUCGAGGCAUUCAAUUUCAUCAGUCAAGACAAGAGUCCAUACGAAGGACUGUCUUUCUUGACUGAUGUGAUCGCAACCGUUGGCGCCGAUCGAGGCGUUCAAAGGGACCUCACGUCUGAAGAUGUUAUCAAUCAGUUUAAAACCAAAUACAAGAACGAAGAUUUGGACCUAAUAUUUGGUUCUGAUUCUGAUUACGAUACGGGCCGUAAGUUGGCCUGGGAUUUCAUUCGCCGCACAGGUGUUGGCAAACCUAUCAAAGCUCUCCUAAAUGGAGUUGUCCUCAAAGAGACUCAUCUGAACGCAGAAAUGUUUGAAGAGGUGGUGUUGACUGAGAUUAUGAAACAAACGAAUGUCAUUCAAAAAGCCAUUUAUAAGGCAGAGUUGAGUGAUUCCGAUGACGUUCUCCAAUGGCUUAUGACACAGAAGAGUGUUAUGCCUCGACUCAACCGAUUGAUACUCAAUACCGACGACUCAUCCAAUGUUCAUAAAUAUAUCGAUUUUAGCGGUAAAGCACUGGACGCUAAGUCAGCCAACAAUUACGAAAGUUUGAGUUUAAAGGAUUUGGAAAACACGUUCGCUUCCUCUCUAAACUAUAUUACAUCUGAUUCAGAGAAAUGUAAUUCAGUUACAGUUUGGUUGGCAUCCGAUUAUCAAAGCAAACCCGGAAUCGAUAUGUUAUUGUCAGUCGUCUCACAUUUGAGAUCAAAUAGCCUUUCCAUGAGAUUAGGUUUGGUUCACAACUCGUUUAGCGUUGUCUCAAAAGUGAUCGAAUCAGCCAUUGUUUCCAUCACUCGAUCCAACCAUUUGUUACAAUUUCUUCAUAAAUUCCUUAAUUCUUUGCAAGCGAUUGAUGUGUUAAAAGAAGAGUCAAAAGUCUUUGAUAACGCCAUUCAUUUGAUUAGUGAUGAAUACCUCGAAAAUUUUAAGCAACAAUUCAAUGCCAUGUCAGACAACAGUGAGAUUUUCAAAGCACACAAAUACUUUAGCCUCAGAUCUGACCCGUCUCUUGCUCGGGAAUCAGAUUAUCUCUUUAUGCGCUGGUUAUCAAAACGGUAUAAAAUACUCACAGAAUUGACUGACGAAGAAAAGUCUGAUCCGCAAAAGUGCAGUGAUUUAGUUCUUAGAAUUAGUUCUAUUCUGUUAUCAUUUCCACAAUCAAAGGCCAGACACGACGUGAAAUUUUUUGCCGAUAAACACAGUGUCGUUAACUUAGAGCCCAUUCGACCCGACGAGCCAUCCCUUUAUUUGGUCGCUAUUAUGGAUCCGUUAACGAGAGGAGCACAAAAAUUGGCGCCAAUAUUGGAUACUUUGCAUCAAAUAUUUAACACAAAAAUACAAAUCUUUUUCAAUUGUGUGGACAAACACUCGGAAAUGCCAUUAAAAAGCUUCUAUCGAUUUGUGAUCGAAAGCGAACCAAAAUUUUCAGACACCGACGAAUUGAUGCAAAAUACAGCACACUUUUCAUCGGUACCCACUUCUCCUCUACUGACUCUAGGAAUGGCUGUUCCCGACAAUUGGUUGGUUGAGUCAACACUUUCUCUCUACGAUUUAGAUAACAUCCAUUUGGAUGACGUCGAGGGCAACGGUAUAUCAGCUGAGUUCGAAUUGGAACACUUACUUCUUGAGGGCCAUUGCUUCGAGCAGUCGUCGGGUAAUCCUCCGCGAGGACUGCAAUUCACUUUAGGCACAAAUAGCACUCCUGUUGUCGUCGACACUAUAGUUAUGGCAAACUUAGGGUAUUUCCAACUCAAGGCUAAUCCCGGCCUUUGGAAUCUGAACUUAAGACAGGGAAGAAGUUCUGACAUUUACAGUAUUGUAAGCCAUGAGGGAACCGAUUCAACGCCCAGUACUUCGCAAGUGGUGGCACUCUUAUCGAGCUUUAAGAGUCAUGUCAUCAAAAUUCGUGUCAAUAAAAAGCCGGGAAAACAGAGCGAUGAACUGCUUUAUGACGCGGACGACGACGACAUGGACGACAUGAACAGUAUUUGGAGCUCUUUUAGUUGGAGCUCAUCUUCGAGUCCUUCUAAGAAGAAGUCGAACAAUACUGUGACGGAAGGCGAAGAGACGGAUCGGAUUAAUGUAUUCUCUUUAGCGACGGGUCAUCUCUACGAACGAUUGCUUCGAAUAAUGAUAUUAAGUGUUCUGAAGAACACUAAAACUCCGGUCAAGUUUUGGUUCCUUAAGAAUUAUUUGUCGCCUUCUAUUAAGAAUGUGUUGCCAUAUAUGGCCCGUAAGUAUAACUUUGAGUACUCUCUGGUGCAGUACAAGUGGCCGCGUUGGCUACACCAACAGACCGACAAACAGCGCAUCAUUUGGGGCUAUAAAAUACUGUUCCUCGACGUGCUCUUUCCUCUGGACGUCAAGAAGAUUAUAUUCGUUGACGCGGACCAAGUGGUUAGGGCUGACCUCAAAGAGCUCAGAGACCUAGACUUAGAGGGAGCGCCCUAUGGCUACACUCCCUUCUGUGACAGCCGUAAAGAGAUGGAAGGUUUUCGCUUCUGGAAGACCGGCUAUUGGGCGACACAUCUUCACGGAAGGAAAUACCACAUCAGCGCUCUAUAUGUCGUUGACCUCCAGAAGUUCAGGAGAAUCGCCGCCGGGGAUCGUCUUCGCGGCCAAUAUCAGGGCCUCAGUCAAGACCCCAACAGCUUAUCUAAUUUGGAUCAAGAUUUGCCCAAUAAUAUGAUUCAUCAGGUAAGCAUCAAAUCAUUACCACAGGAGUGGUUGUGGUGCGAGACGUGGUGUGACGACCAAUCAAAAGGAACGGCCAAAACAAUAGAUCUCUGCAAUAACCCGAAGACCAAAGAACCAAAACUAACGGCCGCCAGACGUAUAGUGUCUGAGUGGCAGGACUACGACAAUGAGAUCAAAAACAUGAUGGUUGAGUUGCAGGAGAUGACAGCCAACAGUACUAUUCAACAAUUCUUGGCUCAAAGCCCGCACUCCGAGUCCCGCAACAGUCAUCACGAAUCACAUAAAGAAUUAUAACAUUAGUUUCUGUAUUAUUCACA